Messenger RNA from Dromiciops gliroides (monito del monte), 2209 nucleotides. RefSeq names its product Cdc42 guanine nucleotide exchange factor 9 (gene ARHGEF9). Bases 543 to 2153 code for a protein of 536 amino acids. The record is from RefSeq and is a predicted model, not a curated record. Gene Ontology annotation, molecular function: protein binding; guanyl-nucleotide exchange factor activity. The transcript has 10 exons. NCBI's taxonomy places the organism in Eukaryota, Metazoa, Chordata, Mammalia, Microbiotheria, Microbiotheriidae.
UGCCCCCUCCAUUUGCAGCCUCUCCCCUAGCAUGCUGGAUGUAUGGACAGUUUGGCAGAGCAGAGAUUGACGACUCCGAGCCUGCCGGCCCCACACCUGGAGCAUUAUAGCGUUCUGCAUUGCACCAUGACCCUGGACGUGCAGACCAUCGUGGUGUUCGCUGUGAUCGUGGUCCUCUUGCUCGUCAAUGUCAUCCUCAUGUUCUUCCUGGGGACCCGCUGAACGCUUGAACUGUGUGGUCAGUGGAGAGGAGCUGCUGUUGCUGCUGCCGCCGCCGCCGCCGCCGCCGUCGUCGCUGCUGCUCCUGAGGGCUCCAGCCUCUGAAUUCAUCUGGAGGGAGACAGCGAGAGAGUGAGGAGGCGCAGAGACCCAGAGAGGGAGACACACACACAGACACAGACACACACACACAGACACAGACACACACACACAGACACACACACACUCUCACACAACACAGAGACACAGAGGAGAACCACAGAGACAGAGAGCUUUCUGCCCGGGGGGGAAGGCGCCUGGAGUUUCAACAUGGCUUCACUGUGAUGUGUAUGACGUUGCUGAUCAGCGGAGGUUCCAUCGUGAGUGCUGAGGCAGUAUGGGAUCAUGUCACCAUGGCCAACCGGGAGUUGGCGUUUAAGGCGGGCGACGUCAUCAAGGUCCUGGAUGCUUCCAACAAGGACUGGUGGUGGGGCCAGAUCGAUGAUGAGGAGGGAUGGUUUCCUGCCAGCUUUGUAAGGCUGUGGGUGAACCAGGAGGAUGGUGUGGAGGAAGGGACCAGUGAGGUACAGAAUGGGCACCUGGACCCCAAUGCUGACUGCCUAUGCUUGGGCAGAUCACUGCAGAAUCGGGACCAGAUGCGUGCCAAUGUCAUCAAUGAGAUCAUGAGCACCGAGCGUCACUAUAUCAAACACCUCAAAGACAUAUGUGAGGGUUACUUAAAACAGUGCCGGAAGAGGCGGGACAUGUUCAGUGAUGAGCAGCUGAAGGUGAUUUUUGGCAACAUUGAGGACAUCUACCGGUUUCAGAUGGGCUUUGUGCGUGACUUAGAGAAGCAGUACAACAAUGAGGAUCCACACCUCAGCGAGAUUGGGCCCUGCUUCCUGGAGCAUCAAGAUGGCUUUUGGAUCUAUUCAGAAUAUUGUAACAACCACCUGGAUGCGUGCAUGGAGCUCUCCAAGUUGAUGAAAGAUGGUCGCUACCAGCACUUCUUUGAAGCUUGCCGCCUGCUGCAGCAGAUGAUUGACAUUGCCAUUGAUGGCUUCCUCCUGACCCCUGUGCAGAAAAUCUGCAAAUAUCCACUACAGCUGGCAGAACUCCUGAAGUACACAGCCCAGGAUCACAGUGACUACAGGUAUGUUGCGGCAGCUCUCGCCGUCAUGAGGAAUGUGACCCAGCAGAUCAACGAGAGGAAGCGGCGACUGGAGAACAUUGACAAGAUUGCCCAGUGGCAGGCCUCAGUCUUGGACUGGGAGGGGGAGGACAUCCUGGACCGGAGCUCAGAGCUGAUCUACACCGGGGAGAUGUCCUGGAUCUACCAGCCGUACGGGCGCAACCAGCAGAGGGUGUUCUUCCUCUUUGACCACCAGCUGGUCCUCUGUAAAAAGGUAACCCAGCUCCGGGAAGCUCCUUCUCCUGCCUCCCUGGCGGCACACAGCUCGGACCUGAUCAGGAGAGAUAUCCUUUACUACAAGGGCCGCAUCGACAUGGAUAAGUAUGAGGUGGUCGACAUUGAGGACGGACGUGACGAUGACUUCAACGUCAGUAUGAAAAAUGCCUUCAAGCUACAUAACAAGGAAACUGAGGAGGUCCAUUUGUUCUUUGCCAAGAAACUGGAGGAGAAGCUUCGCUGGCUCCGGGCUUUCAGAGAAGAGAGAAAGAUGGUACAAGAAGAUGAGAAAAUAGGCUUUGAAAUUUCUGAGAACCAGAAAAGGCAGGCCGCCAUGACUGUCAGGAAAGUCAGUAAGCAAAAAGGUGCCAACUACUCCCGGGCUGUCCCUCCGGCUUACCCGCCACCCCAGGACCCAGUGAGUCAGGGACAGUACUUGGUGACAGACGGCAUCACUCAGUCCCAGGUCUUCGAGUUCUCGGAGCCCAAGCGAAGCCAGUCGCCCUUCUGGCAAAACUUCAGCAGGUUAACUCCCUUUAAAAAAUAGCGUUCAGUGGGAAAUGUCAGAUUUUAAAAAUAAAUAAAAUUAUAUUUCUAGAUGGA